AUGCCGCUCGUGGAUAAUUAUGGGAAUCUAAACACACAAAGGGUAGGGGUUCUUGUCCCUGCUAAAGUAAGCAAAUGGGUGGAAUUGAUUGGUUCAAAUCCAUGGAGAAGGGAAGGCUACGUUGAGCUAGCAGAAAACUACUUACGUCCAGUUCGUUUUGCAGGUGAAACUAUUUCUAGAGAACAGCUCUUAAAUUUCCUUAAAACUCAUGUUGCAGCUUCUGAUAUCCCUUAUAUAUCUCCUCCCAAUGCUGAUUUUCCUGCUGUUUCUGCACCACUCACCAAUCAAAAUGCAAUCUUGCUGUUGGAUUGGAUUCAAAACCUGCAACGUAGAGGUAGUUGCAUUCCAGGGAAGUUCUUAACAUGCAUAAAGGAAGGUAGCUGGCUGAAAAUUACUGCCAAUGGCUGUUCUGGUUACAGGCCGCCAUCUCGGUCAUUCAUGCUUACCUCUUCAUUGGGAAACAUUUUGCAGAAUGGAUCAGUGCUUGUUGAUAUUCCGUUGAUUGAUGAAAGUUUUUAUGGUUAUAGAUUAAAUGAGUAUAAGGAGGAGCUAAAGACAAUUGGAGUUAUGUUUGAGUAUGGAGAAGCAUGCGAAUUUAUUGGGAUGUCUCUUGCAGCUUACUCAACUUUAACUAGAGACAACGUGCUUUCUGUACUAAAUUUCAUCAGAUUCUUAACAAAAAAUUUUCUUCAUCCAGACAAAUUCAUUGGCAGUAUUAAUAACAAAAAAUGGCUUAGGACAUCCUGUGGUGACAGAUCUCCAAUUGGAUCCGUUUUGUCUGAUUGUGAAUGGGACACUGCAUCUAAAAUCAGUGAAAUCCCCUUCAUUGAUACAGAAUACUAUGGGAAGGAAAUCCUAGCUUUUAAAGAGGAACUCAAGUCGCUUGGUGUGUUAAUUGGAUUCUGUGAUAGUUACAAGCUCGUUGUAGACAACUUAAAAUCACCUUCACGGUUGAUUUCUCUGACAUCUGAUGCCGUUCUUUUGGUACUGCAAUGUAUGCGUCAUUCAGGAUCAUCCAACAAACUUGUUGAGGCUUUGAGAGAUGCAAAAUGCUUCAAGACAAAUAUGGGUUACAAGUCUCCAGGAGAAUGUUUCUUGUUUGACCCUCAAUGGGGUUGCAUUCUACAAGUUUUCGGAGGUUUCCCAUUGUUUGAUGAUAAGUUCUAUGGAAGCAGCAUCUUCAUUUACAGGAACGAGUUGAGGCAAACAGGGGUGAAGGUGGAUUUUGAGGAUGCAGUCAAAGUAUUUGCUCAAAGUUUCAAGCAGCACGCUUCUCCCAUUACAAAAGAACAUGUUUUGUCUUUCCUUGCAUGUUACAGACAGCUACAGGACACUGAAUAUAAGUUUCCUUCAGAUCUUAAGAAAUACAUCCGUGAGGAAAAGUGGUUGCGAACUCGGCUAGGUGAUUGUAGAUCUCCAAGCAAUUGCAUUCUGUUUGGGCCAGAUUGGCACUCAAUUGAUCCAAUUACUCGACUUCCUUUCAUAGAUGAUAGUGACAAUUAUUAUGGCAGGGGCAUUUAUGAAUACAAGAAAGAGCUGAAGAGGAUGGGGGUUGUUGUUGAUAUCAAAGAUGGUGUGAAGUUCAUAGCUGUUGGUCUUGAUUUUCCCCCAGACCCCUCCCACAUAAGUCCUGGAAAUGUGCUUUCAUUGCUAGGCUGCAUCCGCAUUUUACUACAGGAUAGGAAUUAUUCUUUUCCGAACAUUUUCUGGAAAAGAGUUUCCCAAAAAUGGUUGAAGACCCAUGUUGGUCAUAGGCCUCCAGACGAGUGCUUAAUGUUCGAUUCCAGUUGGGGUUCUUAUUUGAAGCAGACUGAUGGACCUUUUCUAGAUGAAGGUUUUUAUGGUUCUAGUAUUACAUCCUACAAAGAAGAACUCGCUGAAAUAGGGGUUACUGUUGAUGUGGACAAAGGAUGCCCAUUGAUUGCCAGCCAACUUGAUUUCCAUCUUGAAUUUUCUACUAUAGUUCGAAUAUAUAACUAUUUGAGUGAGUUUAAUUGGGAGCCAGACAGUGAAGCUGCCAAAAGGAUUUGGAUUUCAAAUGGAAGUCAGAAUGGAAAGUGGGUCAGCCCCGGAGAAUGUGUUUUGCAUGACAAGGAUGGUCUCUUUAGUUUGCAGCUGCAGGUUUUGGAGAAACACUAUGAGCAAAAGUUACUUAGCUUUUUCUCCAAUGCUUUCCAUGUUAGAUACAAUCCUUCAGUUGAUGAUUACUGCAAGCUAUGGAAGAUUUGGGAAAGUUCAGGACACCCAUUGCAACAUGCUGACUGUUGUAAGUUUUGGGUGUAUGUUUCGAAGCACUGGAGCACAAAGACUGAGAGAACUCUUGCUGAUAGCUUGGUGAAAUUACCUGUUGGUUCAGGCUCAGAUGGAAUUUUGCUGUCCAACAAGCAUGAUGUUUUCAUUGCUGACGAUCUCCAACUGAAGGAUCUGUUUGAGCAGUCUUCUCCUCAACCUAUAUUUGUCUGGUACCCUCAGCAAAGCUUGCCUUCUUUACCUCGGACAAAGUUGCUUGAAAUUUACACGAAAAUUGGGGUCCGCACAAUAUCUGAAUCUGUGCAGAAGGAAGAAUCAUCCUUAGUGGGUGUUGCUCAUCUCAAUGAGGUGAAUCCAAUGGAGUUUUUGAUUACGAAAGGGCUUGUUAGGCUCAUCCUUGGUUUUCUAGCAGGCCCUACAAUCAAAAUGGAAGCGGAAAGGAGGCAUAAGGCUAUCAAAGGGCUUCUGAAUAUUACUUUCCUUGAGACAGUUGAACCUAUCACUGUAAACUAUAGUCUAUCUCUUUCUUCUGGGGACUUUGUAAAAGCAAAAGCAAGCCGAGUGAUGCUUUGGGAUAGAGAGUCUUCAAAGUUUGUCGCACAGAAGUUGGACAGGUCUGUUGGAUACAAGAAUAUCAUUGAAUAUGCUACAUAUUUUUCUGAAGCAAUAUCCGAGGGUCUGUUAUGGGAGAACGACGAUCAUAUUGGUGCACUCUCUGAGCUGAUCAAGUUGGGCUUCACGCUGGAAUUUAACGAGGAAGCUGUUGAGUUUUUAAUGAAGUCCAAGAAUUUGCAGAUUUUCAUGGAGGACGAGGAAUUCCUGGCUUCUACCUUCCCUUCUGACUAG
Molecule: messenger RNA, 3096 nt
Organism: Corylus avellana
Lineage: Eukaryota; Viridiplantae; Streptophyta; Magnoliopsida; Fagales; Betulaceae
Source: RefSeq, a predicted model, not a curated record